Messenger RNA from Sturnus vulgaris (Common starling), 551 nucleotides. NCBI's taxonomy places the organism in Eukaryota, Metazoa, Chordata, Aves, Passeriformes, Sturnidae. The record is from RefSeq and is a predicted model, not a curated record.
GCUAUUUUUAUUCAGGUCAAUGAAAUAAGGUGGGUGGGUGAUUGCUCUGCAGAGGAAGCCUGUGUGGCGAGCAGCACUUGGGGAAAGCCUGUGCACUUGUGGAUAGCAGCCCUGAUGAGUCCAUAGGAUGCAGGAGGACAGAGAAGUGGAAGCAGACCGAGCAGUUCUGGAGAAGGAGGAGAGGAGUGAGCCCAGCCUGAUCUGCCCCCCGCCACGCAGCCGGAGUUACCUCCCUCCUGAGGACCUGCAGAGCUGCCUCGAGUCCCACGUCAGGGAGGUCUUCGGGCCCUCUCUUCCUGAGGACUGGCAGCAGACUCCCCUGCAGGAGAACAGGCUGAAACAUCGCCUGCUGGUCCGGCUGGCGGCAGAGCUGGGACACGCUGUCCCCAACUCCCAGCUGCACCGGAUGCGCCGCGCCGGGGACGUGCUGGCUUUCUAUCGGAUCCCCGUGAAAGACGAGACCAAGAUCGAUGAACUUGCAGCUGCAGAACUGCCCCCGAACCUGAAAAUCAUCUGGCAGAAGUGAGUCCCCCCACGGAGCAUCCCCAUGG